Molecule: messenger RNA, 147 nt
Organism: Racocetra fulgida
Lineage: Eukaryota; Fungi; Glomeromycota; Glomeromycetes; Diversisporales; Gigasporaceae
Source: the annotation of a GenBank genome assembly
AUGACUGAAUUAUAUAGGCAAAAAUAUUGUAUAUCUGACUUUAAAGCAUUUUAUUUUCAAGAAUUAAAUAAUUUACACAAUGCAUACAUUAUUUAUUUGGGUCUUUCUGUAUUAUCUGAUACCUCUGAUAUUGAACAAGAAGAUUAA